GGGUUGCUAGCGAGGAUAUUACUGAUAUCAGACAUCGGGAAUUCAAUUUGAAUUUUAUUCAUACUGGUAACCAUAUGAGGGUGACCAUGACCUGUAAUCAAAUAGCUUCACAUACUCUCGCCCUUCCAUCGGCGAAACUCCCACUUUCCAGAUGCAAGAUGUCCGCUCCAUUUGCUGGAAGUGGACAACACACCAGCCUUCAUGCGACAUAGGUAUUAAGUCGCUCUAUCCAAACAAAGCUUAUUGGAAACCGUCAACCAAAUGGUGUAUGAGCGAGAUACUGCAAUUUGCAAUCACAUUUGCUUCGGGAGGAGUAUCUAGAUAUCUUCUUAUAUCCUACCGUAGUACAACACACCCGACCCAAUUCUUCUUGUGCAACUCUUGCAACGCGUCGGAUUGUAUGAGUCCUAUACUCUUCAACUUCUGCGGAGCUGGCCACUCGGACAGCCACUAAGCAGCAAGUCGACUCCAGUGGUUCGCAACAACUAUUCGAGUUUGCCCGCGCUCCCCUACCCUGCUCUACUCAAGCACAGCCGUGCCCGAAGAUCGAACACUUUGUCCAUAAUCGAACGCGGAGGAGGGCGUCAUUUGCUGGG
Messenger RNA from Eremomyces bilateralis CBS 781.70, 596 nucleotides. RefSeq lists its product as uncharacterized. The transcript has a single exon. Lineage: Eukaryota; Fungi; Ascomycota; Dothideomycetes; Eremomycetales; Eremomycetaceae. Bases 152 to 454 code for a protein of 100 amino acids. The record is from RefSeq and is a predicted model, not a curated record.